Messenger RNA from Podarcis lilfordi (Lilford's wall lizard), 2036 nucleotides. The record is from the annotation of a GenBank genome assembly. Lineage: Eukaryota; Metazoa; Chordata; Lepidosauria; Squamata; Lacertidae.
AUGGCCACUGUCAUUCCUGGUGAUUUGUCAGAAGUAAGAGAUACCCAGAAAGUCCCUUCAGGGAAACGUAAGCGUGGUGAAUCCAAACCAAGAAAAAACUUUCCUUGCCAACUGUGUGACAAGGCCUUUAACAGUGUUGAGAAAUUAAAGGUUCACUCAUACUCUCACACAGGAGAGAGGCCCUACAAGUGCACACAACAAGACUGCACCAAGGCCUUUGUUUCUAAGUACAAAUUACUAAGGUAUUAAACUCUAUUUAUUUUUCAGAUUAUAUUAUCAUUUGUUGGCCAUUUUAAGCUUUGUAAACGUAUAUAUCUGUGUACACUUCAGCUGAUUUGCAGGGAGGAAAUGUUAGUUAAUUUAGACAUCAAAUUGUAGAAGUAUAAACUAUAGUGCAUAGUUUUACAAGCUAAUAUCUUUCAGUCUUUGUGUGUGUUUUCAAAGAGGAGUUUAAAGCUUUUUUCAGUUGUAUAAACAUGUUGCCAAGAAGUGUAUGAAUUGAGCAUUUUUGCUAUGGGCAUAAUUGAAAUAUUCAUAUAUAAUGAAAUAGAUUAUUAAAAUAACUUAAACAUCAAACUAAAAUGUCAAUUGAAAUGAAAUUGCUUGUAAUGUGUGAUUUGGUAUAUUUAAGUAUGACAUUUAAUGUCUAUAGUGACAUGUCUUUUGCAAAAUAUUUGUUUGAAAAAAAUAGUUUAGUAUUUAGCUGCCAUUAAAUGAACACGUGUACUUUUUGAUCAAAAUAAUUACUUACAGAAUAUAUCUGUGUUUCAAGGCAUAUGGCUACUCAUUCUCCUGAGAAAACCCACAAGUGUAAUUAUUGUGAGAAAAUGUUUCAUCGAAAAGAUCACCUAAAGAAUCACCUACAUACACAUAAUCCCAAUAAAGAGGCCUUUAAGUGUGAAGAAUGUGGAAAGAACUACAACACGAAGCUUGGGUUUAAGCGUCACCUGGCUUUGCAUGCUGCAACAAGUGGUGACCUCACCUGUAAAGUAUGUUUGCAGACAUUUGAAAGCACAGGGGUGUUGCUGGAGCACCUAAAAACUCAUGCAGGCAAAUCAUCAGGUGGAGUGAAGGAGAAAAAGCACCAGUGUGAACAUUGUGAUCGUCGGUUUUACACCCGAAAGGAUGUCCGAAGACACAUGGUAGUGCACACUGGAAGAAAGGACUUCCUCUGUCAGUAUUGCGCACAGAGAUUUGGCCGGAAGGAUCACCUAACACGGCAUAUGAAGAAAAGUCACAACCAAGAACUUCUGAAGGUCAAAACGGAGCCAAUGGAUCUACUAGACCCAUUUCCUUGCAAUGUUUCUGUGCCUAUAAAGGACGAGUUACUUCCAGUGAUGUCUUUAUCUUCCAGUGAACUGACAUCCAAGCCAUUUACAAACACUUUGCAAUUAAAUCUCUACAAUACUCAGAUUCAGUCCAUGCAGAGCUCAACAUCUGCACACCAAAUGGUUGCCACAUCAUUACCUUUAGGAAUGCCUUGUCCAAUAGAUAUGGAAUCUGUCCAUCCUUCUCACCAGCUCUCUCUAAAAUAUCCACUCAGUUCUACCUCAUAUACAGUUUCUAUGACUGAUAAAGAGCAGCCAUUGAAAGGGGAAAUUGAAAGUUACUUAAUGGAACUGCAAAGUGGUAUGCCUUCUUCGUCCCAAGAUUCUCAAGCGUCUUCAUCUAAAUUAGGGUUGGAUCCUCAAGUAGGGCCACUAGAUGAUGGAUCUGGGGAUGUUUCCCUUUCGAAAAGUUCAGUUUCUAUUAGUGAACCUCUAAGCACCCCAUCACUGGACUUCUCUCAGUUAUUCAAUUUUAUACCUGUAAAUGGACCUCCUUUUAAUCCUUCUGUUUCUGUAGGAAAUCUCGGAAUGAGUUACACGCAAGAGGAAGCACAUUCAUCUAUGACGCAGCUUCCUCAACAGGCACAAGAUCCACAUGACCCUGGUAAUGGUAUAGGUCUUGGGUCUUUGCAUUCAUUAUCAGCAGCUUUCACAAGCAGUUUAAACACAACCACAACCUUACCACGUUUUCAUCAAGCUUUCCAAUAG